CGGAACGACUUUAAACCUCGAUCGCAAGUAAAUUAUAACGACAUUCCGUUUACGCCGAAGCUCUGAAACCACAUCAAACGCCUGCUCGGGUUGCUAUGAACAAACCCAGCGGAGUUGCAGAGCUCAUUGCCGCUGCAUUUUCAGUGACAACAACAUAGGGGGCGACUGUGUCUGAUAAUUUUAUCGUUUGCUGUGUGCUGAACUUUUGCGGUCAUCAUGGGGGCCGGGGAAGAGAAACGCCAAGAAAUGAUGCAAAACUUGUUUGGGGAAUCGGAUGAAGAGGUAGAAUCUGAUCAAGAAGCUGUUCAGCAGUCUGCAUAUCUAUCUGAUGAAGAAGGGGAAGGUGAAUUUGAGGGUGAAGGCCAAGCUGAAAUUGAAGGAGAAGGUGAAGCUGAACCUGAAAGUGAGGGAGAAAGAGCAGAUAGUGAGCCUGAUAAAGAAGAAAGUGAAGGAGAAAGGUAUAGAAGCUCACCAGAAAGAGAGAUUAGUGGCCAAAGGAUGGAGAGUGAGGGAAAAGAAGCAGAAAGUGAUGCAGAAGAAUAUGAUAGAAGGGAAGCAACAAGCAGGAGACAGGUAGUCAGUGCAAGUGUAUCUGAAGGGUCUGGAGAGCAUAAGGGUUUAGAGGAUGGGGAUGAAGAAGUUGAACAAAUCAGAGAACUAAGCGAGCAAGGUGAUGAGCACAAUGUUUUACGUUCAACAAAUAUGCAGGAAGUUUUUGGUGAUUCUGACGAGGAAGAGCCACAAGAAUAUGCUGGUCAGAAUAGCCCAGAACAAAGUGCAGGUAGGGCUGUUUCGGAAGAGGAAGGAAGUGUACAAAGGGGAAUACAUCCAGAAGAUAUGAUACAGGAUGAAGAGGGACAAUAUGAAUCUGAAGAAGAGCAACUAUUUGAUCAAAAGAUAAAGGAAAAGCCAGUAGGUCCACCCUUAGAUUUGGAGAUUCCACUUUUAGCACCACCAGGUCGCCCAGAGAAGAUGAAUAUUGUGCGAGUGUCAAACAUAAUGGGAAUUGAACCAAAGCCGUUUGAUCCUAAGACGUUUGUUGAAGAGGAAGUCUUCAUUACAGAUGAAUCUGGGGCUAAGAAGCGUAUUAGAUUGGAAGAUAAUGUAGUGCGAUGGAGGGAGGUCCGAAAUCGUAAUGGUUCCAUCUCUGCUGAAAGCAAUGCCCGCUUUGUUAGGUGGUCAGAUGGCAGUAUGCAGUUGCUUAUUGGAAAUGAAGUGCUUGAUAUAUCUGUCCAAGAUGCAAGACGUGAUAAUGCUCAUCUAUUUGUACGCCAUGGAAAGGGAAUUCUGCAAUCUCAAGGGCGGCUACAGCAUAAGAUGAGAUUUAUGCCAUCUUCUUUAUCUUCAAAGUCACAUAAGUUGUUGACUGCUCUUGUUGAUUCUCGACAUAAGAAGAGUUAUAAAGUGAAAAAUGUUAUAACAAACACAGAUCCUGAAAGGGAGAAGGAGGAAAAGGAAAAGGCUUUGGAGCAAAGAAUCAGAAGCAGAGAAGAUCUUCAUCGAAAGCAGGAGAAAAUUACCCGCAAAUAUGCACCUGUUCGUGAGAGGGAGCCACAGCUUUCACCAGGAUAUUUAGAGGAAGCACUGGAGGAAGAUGAAGUGGAUGGAUAUGCUGAGAACCGAAGAGUGCAUGCUCGACGCUUCCAAGAGGAAUUGGAAGCAGAAGGCAGAGCUGAAAGACGGAUAAUCAAUGCUAAAAAGCAACCACCUUCAAGAGAGCGUCCACCUAAAUAUUCUAGAGAUAGGCGUCCUGUGCGACCUUCUAGACGUGAAGCUGAGGAAGCCAUGUCAGAUGAGAGUGAAAGAGAGGUAUCUGAGUAUGAGAGUGAGGGUCUUGAGGAUGAGGAAGAACCUGUUCAAGAUGAUGUUGAGGAGCAGGAAGCUGAAGAAGAAGAGGUUGAGGAACAGGAGGAAGAGGAGGAUGAAGUGCAGCAGGAUGAAGAAGAGGAGUAUGAGGAGGAUGAAAGAGGAGAUAAAAGGAGGAGACGAGAGAGAGAUGAAUCUCCUUUGGAGGAGUCACCCCCACGUAAGCCUGCCCAGCGCAGAAGGGUGGUUGUUAGUGAGAGUGAUGAGGACUAAGUAAACUAGAAUUUACUGGAAAGUAUCUAGGUUCAGCAUAAUAAUCAUGAAGGCAAAAUUAUUUUGGAUCCAUAUUUAAUUGGAUUUUCUCUGGACAAGUGGCCGCAGCGGACCAACCAAUGAUGUGAGUUUUACAGGCUGUUGGGUUCUGCCACAACUUUGUUUGUUGUGAUGCCCUGGAGUAACCAAACACAUUCACAAAUACAUGAUAAUUAAUGAUUUGUGGUGAUAGGUGUAUAUAUACAUUUUGAUUUUAUUUAAUAAUAAGUUAAAAAGUUUUGUUU
This is a messenger RNA of Cryptomeria japonica (Japanese cedar), 2363 nucleotides long. Its product is annotated as protein LEO1 homolog. Bases 217 to 2079 code for a protein of 620 amino acids. The transcript is spliced from 13 exons. Lineage: Eukaryota; Viridiplantae; Streptophyta; Pinopsida; Cupressales; Cupressaceae. Gene Ontology annotation, molecular function: RNA polymerase II C-terminal domain phosphoserine binding. Gene Ontology annotation, cellular component: Cdc73/Paf1 complex; nucleus. Gene Ontology annotation, biological process: transcription elongation by RNA polymerase II; positive regulation of transcription elongation by RNA polymerase II. The record is from RefSeq and is a predicted model, not a curated record.